Molecule: messenger RNA, 1451 nt
Organism: Phodopus roborovskii (desert hamster)
Lineage: Eukaryota; Metazoa; Chordata; Mammalia; Rodentia; Cricetidae
Gene: Cnih1
Product: cornichon family AMPA receptor auxiliary protein 1
Exons: 6
Coding region: 125-607 (160 amino acids)
Biological process (GO): vesicle-mediated transport
Source: RefSeq, a predicted model, not a curated record
GCGCCGGGCGGAGGCCGCGGUGGCGGUGGAGGCUGAGGCCGGGGGAAGUGAAUGGUUUUACCCAGAGGGCCGUGCGCCGCCUUUCUCCGCUGGCCCCGGCGCGCCCGGCAGCUCCUCCCCGGCCAUGGCGUUCACUUUCGCGGCCUUCUGCUAUAUGCUAGCGCUGCUGCUUACCGCCGCGCUCAUCUUCUUCGCCAUCUGGCACAUCAUAGCUUUUGAUGAGCUGAAGACUGAUUACAAGAAUCCUAUAGACCAGUGUAAUACCCUGAAUCCUACAGUUGAAAAGGUCAAAAAGAUUAAAAGAGUCAAAAUUGCACUAAAGCUUGUACUUCCAGAGUACCUCAUCCAUGCUUUCUUCUGUGUCAUGUUUCUUUGUGCAGCAGAGUGGCUUACACUGGGUCUCAAUAUGCCCCUUUUGGCAUACCAUAUUUGGAGGUAUAUGAGUAGACCGGUGAUGAGUGGCCCUGGACUCUAUGACCCAACGACCAUCAUGAAUGCAGACAUUCUAGCCUACUGUCAGAAGGAGGGAUGGUGUAAACUAGCUUUUUACCUUCUAGCCUUUUUUUACUACCUAUACGGCAUGAUCUAUGUUUUGGUGAGCUCAUAGAACAACACAGAAGAAUUGGUCCAGUUAAGUGCAUGCAAACCGCCACUAAUGAAGGGAUUCUAUCCAGCAAGGUCCUGUUUCCAAGAGUAGCCUAUGGAAUCUGAUCAGUUACUUUAAGAAAAAAAAUGACUCCUUAUUUUUUAAAUGUUUCCACAUUUUUUGCUUGUGGAAAGACUGUUUUCAUAUGUUAUACUUGGAUAAAGACUCUAAAUGGAAUUACGUAUAAAUUAAUAUAAAAAAUGAUUACCUCUGGUGUUGACAGGUUGAACUUGCAUCUUAAGGAACAGCCAUAACCCUCCGAGUGAUUGCAUUAAUUGCUGACUGCCCUGAGUCCUUUGGGAGCUUUGUUAGAGGGCUCCAUAUAAAUUAGCUGUAGAUAUGAGGUGCUUCUGGUGAACUGAAAAUGUGUAUCUGACUUGUGGGAAACAUCGCAGGUUUCCUCACUUAUCACUGUAGAUGAUUGUGUAUGGAUACAACAAUAAGAAGAGUGGGAUUCCUUUCCCUGUCGACUUGAAUAUUAUCCCUAUGUAUUGCAUGAGAGAGGGCUUUCCCUCCUUUCCAUCAGAGUAAUCAAUACACUUGCUUUAAUUCUUAAGCAUAAGUGAUACAAGCAUAUGCUGAAUUACCUGUAAAGAAUGCAUUUAAAGCUAUUUUAAAUGUGUUUUUAUUUGUAAGACAUUAUUUACUAAGAAAUUGGUUAUAUUAUGCUUACUGUCCUAAUCCAGUGGUCUAGGUAUUCUUAAGAAUUUGCAAGUACUUUAGAUUUUCAAAAAUGAAUUUGAGAACUGUGUAACCACCCUGCUGUUCCUUCAGUGCAACACAAUAAAACUCUGAAAUGAAGAUG